Peronospora matthiolae is the source of this 840-nucleotide messenger RNA. The record is from the annotation of a GenBank genome assembly. NCBI's taxonomy places the organism in Eukaryota, Oomycota, Peronosporomycetes, Peronosporales, Peronosporaceae.
AUGGUGCAUGUGUCGAAACCGCUCGUGAUCGCCGGCGUCUGCGCCGUAACGGCCGCCGCUCUUCUCGUCUAUGCACUCACUCGCAAGAGCAGCUCUAGCAAAGAGAAGAAGACCAAACAAGAAGACGGUGUUCGCGAAGUGCCGAAUUUGCACAAAGAGCAGCUGCUCAGUAUCCUCGAGACUAUUUGCACACAAAUGGGUCAAGUUGUGAUGCAAUUGGCCAAACUCGAAGCCAAAAUCCGUCAGGAGUCGUCGCAAAGCGGACGCUCGCUACCUGAGGACCAGCUGGCGUCGUACCUAAUGGGUCAGUUCGAAGAGGCCAUGAAGGCCAUUGAGUCACAAGUGUACGCCAAGUUCCAGACCACAGAGGAGGAGGUGAAGAUGGCCACCGAGUACUUUGAGGAGGACGAUGACAAGGACGUGGCCAAUGCCGUGGCCAAGCUCCAGGAGCUUUACCGCGUCAUGACGGGUGGUGGCUUCAGUGAUGUGGAGGUCCCUGCUGAGCUCACGCUCACGAAGUUUAUCGAGAUCAUGCAGGAGACUAUGGAGUCGCUGAACGUAGCCAUGGAGCUGGUCUGUCUCGAGGUGAAGGAGCUCAAUCCAGACAACAAGGAAGAGGCGAUCAACCAGAGAUAUGUAAAGCGCGCCGACAAUUUGUCGGCGGAGAUCCAUGCCAAGCACGGACUCACGCGUGAGGUGCUCCAGGCUGCUAUGAUGAAGUACCAGCAAGAACCAGCUUUCUUGAUGGCCAUGACGGAGCUUCAGCAGCAGCAGGCGGAGCGUUUUGCGGCGGCCGCCGCCGUCUUCAAUGGAGAGGUGAACAUGGGUCUGACUGAAUAA